Neoarius graeffei (lesser salmon catfish) is the source of this 4686-nucleotide messenger RNA. RefSeq names its product transmembrane protein 132C. The record is from RefSeq and is a predicted model, not a curated record. NCBI's taxonomy places the organism in Eukaryota, Metazoa, Chordata, Actinopteri, Siluriformes, Ariidae. The transcript is spliced from 9 exons. Bases 603 to 3758 code for a protein of 1051 amino acids.
UAAUUUUAUUGUGGGUUUUUUACGCACGAGGCGUCUCGCGCACUGUGUCCCGAGCGGCGGGGAAACUUUUACUCCCGUCAGAAACACAAGGAAACAACAACAACAACAACAACAACACUGACAGCGGAGCAAAAACAAACAGCUGGAUGUAAAUUUUAAUUUAUUCUAAUUUAAAACAUGUUUUUCUUCAUUUUAUUUCCGGUGAUGAUGUUGGUGAGCUGGUCUCGUGCAGGAUGAUGAAGAUGAAGAGGAUGAAGAUGAUGAUGGUGUUACAGCGGCACAGAUACAGCUCGGAUUAAGUACAGAGUUGGACUCUCUCUCUCUCACACACACACACUCACACACACUGCUCUCACACACACACACUCACACACACUGCUCUCACACUCACACACUGCUCACACACUCACACACACACUGCUCACACACUCACACACUCUGCUCUCUCUCUCUCACACACACACACUGCUCACACACUCACACACACACUGCUCACAUACUCACACUCUGCUGUCACACACACUGCUCACACACACUCUGCUGUCACACACACUGCUCACACACACUCUGCUGUCACACACACUGCUCACACACUCGGGGUGAUGAAGAUGGAGACGCGGCGGUGUGUGUGGAAAAGCCUGUUUCCGGUUCUGGUCCUCCUGUUCGGCUGUCUUUACCAGGUGAGUGAGGGGCGGGCCAGCGUGAUGAUGUCAGAGACACUCCCUCGUUUCUCGUCUUCUUUUCCUUCGUCUCUCCCCAUUUCCUGUCACCUGCACGGCGCUGAAUCAUCCUUCUUCCUCAUCCGUGAUUCUCCACAGGAAGUGAUGCGCAAUGGAACUCUGAGCUCUCUCACUCAGCCUCUCUAUCUCCACCUGCUGCACUCUGACUCCGCCCCUUCAGUGUCUCUCAACUGUAGCUAUGGCAACAUCACUGCUGAGGCACUGGUACCUCCCGAACUCAUCUACACGGCGUGGUCGACUCCUAGAGUUGGCCCCACCUCUUCGUCUAAGCCUUUUUUGGGCUGGAAAGUGAAAGCUCACCUGUUAAGCUCAUCAAUAGGGGUGGAACAACCUCAGGUGCAUGUUUUGUUCUAUCUGAUUGGACACAGGUGGAAGGAGGCCGAACUUCCUCUGGAGAACUUACCAUGUGUACUCGUCGUGGGGACACGUGACCAAUCAGAUAGCUCCGUCUCUGCUGCGUGCAGACUGCAGGGCAUUCUGGGAAUAUGCGUGGUCCAGCUGGGCGUGCCCACUUCCUGGUUCAGUCCAGUGCUGAGCCGCAGACGGCUGCAGGAGCCAGUGAUGGAGCUGCACUACUCCUUGUGGCCUACAGAGGGUGGGAACAGCGAGUGUGCAGGGGGUAGGGAGCGAGGGAAGGGUGUAGGGGACAUGCGGAGGAUCGGGAUGGUGACCCUGACCUCAGGCGACAGUAAGAGAGAUGGAAUGAGGGUGAGACUAGACCAGAAUGUGCAGAUCGUCACGCCAUCUCGUCCCGUCAAACAGGGACAGAACGUCAAAUUCAGGAUCCUGCUGAACACCGCGUCCACGACUGAACAACUCACACUUCGGGCUCAAUACGGUGAAGGCAUCAACUUCGUAGCAGUGAAGCCCAGUAACUUGAAUACGUGGGAAAUCAAACAGGAAGUUGCUCCAGGCUCCGCCUCCUUUUCCAUAUUCUGUGAGAGGAAGACCGGUUCAUCCAAUGAGAGGAUGGAUGUCUCCUUUGAGGAAGUGAUGUUGGUGGAUUUUGAGAUGGAUAACUUCAUCACGCUGCAGGCGUCUCACUCCAUCCUCUGGAGGGUUGAAUAUCCAUCUACAGGAGAAACAGCUGAAUCCGUCACACUCGUCUACGUCAGACAGAGGGAUGUCCUGGGUAUCGUCCCACUUGCCGAGGACACAGAGAUCCUGAACACAGCGAUUCUCACCGGUCAGCGUGUGUCACUUCCUGUGAAGGUGGUCACUGUGGAUCAGGACGGGACCGUGCGAGAGGUUGAUGACCCAGUCACCUGCAGGUCCACUGAUGAGGAUGUCCUGAUGGUCUCUCCAGACUGUGAUGAGGUGUUAGUGAAUGGUAAAGAGAUGAGGGGGCGUGUCUCUGUGCAGGUGAACUUUACGUACCUGUAUCUGAACAGUCAAUUAGAGCUGAGUGUCUGGGUGCCACGGUUACCGCUGCAGAUCGACGUCUCUGAUGUGGAACUGAGUCAGGUGAAAGGAUGGAGAGUCCCCAUCACUGGAAACAAGAGGCCGACCCGGGACAGCGAGGAUGAUGAUGAUGAUGAGCGUAAAGGGAAAGGAUGCACGCUGCAGUAUCAGUACGCUCUCGUUCGGGUUCUAACACACUUUGUGGCUGAACCGAGUGACCCCACUGAUGACCUCAUCCACAUGCUGGGUCCUGAUUGGUCGGCAGACAUAACAGACCUGGUAUUGGAUUUCCUGAAGGUGGAGGAUGAGCGAAUUGCACGACUCACAGAUGGAAGAGUGUUAAUGGGGAGGGACCUGGGCAUCACCACAAUACAGGUGAUCUCUCCGCUGUCGGACUCGAUCCUGGCAGAGAGGACGAUCACAGUGCUGGAUGAUAAAGUCAGCGUCUCUGAUCUUGUUGUUCAGAUCUUCAGCUCUCUCUCGGUCUCCUUUCAGCUCAGUCCACAACACAACAACGCCAUUUAUAUCACUGCUACUGCUAACGACCUGCUACACACACACAAACAGGAAGCAGUAAUCAGCACAUGGAUUCAAUACAGCGACGGCUCUGCUACGCCCCUCGACAUCUAUGACCCUAAAGACUUCACGCUAGCUGUGACCUCACUGGAUGAGAACGUGGUCUCCACCAAUCAGGAUCAGCUCCACCCCUGGCCCAUCGUGACUGCUGAGCAUGAAGGUCAAGGGUCACUGGUGCGUGUAGAGAUGCUGAUCUCUGAAACGUGUCAGAAGUCCAAGAGGAAGAGUGUGUUAGCGAUGGGUGUUGGAAGUGUUCGGGUUAAAUUUGGCCAGGAAGAGAAGAGUCUGGUGCAGGGGGAGGGGGGAUACAGCGAUUUGGACACUGAUAAACAUAAACACGAUGUCCAGGUUUUAGAAGAAGAUCACGAUGAUGAUGGAGAGGGAUGGAAGUUCACAAACGCAGAGGAAGUUGCGCUUAGGAAGGUCAGCACCACUACAAAGUCGGCCAUAACCAGUCAGGGGGGCAAUAACGAAGCAGUGGGGGAGGAGCUAAUCAAUAACCCCACCCAGGAUGAGAUCCCGAGUGACGAGCUCACCUCAAACCCACGGCGUCUUUCAGACCUCGAGAUCGGCAUGUACGCACUGCUCGGCGUCUUCGGCCUUGCCAUCCUCGUCUUCCUCAUCAACUGCAUCAGUUUUGCCUUCCGCUACCGACACAAACAACUUCCUGUUUUGGACCGUGGCACUCUUAACCAUGCUCAUGACUGGGUAUGGCUUGGGAAUGGGGCGGAGCUUCAGGAUCAGCAUCAUGGUGAUACCGAGCUCACUACCACAGCCGUUGACCGCAACGAAGGUGUCGAGGAAAGCAAAUAUUUGCUGAACCUGAACGGGGGCGGGUCUCAGAAAAGAAGCACCACACACACACAGGAAGGGGCGGAGCCGAGCAUGAAAAAGAGAGUGAAAUUCACACCUUUCACAACAGUCAUGACGGACGAGAGCACGGCGUAUGCUAAUGUGGUAGGAAACGAAGAUGAUAUAAAGUGGGUGUGUCAGGACGUGGACGUGGGGACAUACAUGGAGAGACUGCAAGACAAUCUGUGAACAGAGGAAUAAAACAGAGGGGACAGAGAGAGAGAGAGAGAGAGACACUCGAUACAAACUCACCUGUAAUGCCUUUGCAUGGAGGAGGAAAAAUUCACACACGCUGGAGAGAGAAAGACGCGAAAAAAACCUCAUGAAAAUAAUGAAAUGAAAGAUGAACACAUAAAAGUUUAUUCUUUGCCCUUAUUUUAUAAAGGGGACAUUUAAAUACACAGAUAGUGAAAAAAGCACAGAGUGAGAAAGAAAGAAAGAAAGAAAGUCCAAAAGCAACAAAGAGAGAGAGAGAGAGAGAGAGAGAGAGACUUUGGUUUUUAUUGAAAUCGAUUUCUUAUUGUUUCUGUUUUUAUUUUGGUUUUGAAGUCACUGGUUUUGUUAUUUAUUGAUAGGGAAAGUAGGUCAGCUUUAGAUUGGAACCUGCACACUGUUCACUCCUGACAGAGGACAGGAAAUAUCCCACAAUGCACUCCAGUGGGAGUGCGGAGGCGUGGCGUGUACAGAGUAAAGCCACACGCUGUAGGGAACGUUACUGAUUCACAAUUAACAGAAAUUCUAAACACUGGUUUCUUAGAGAACUUUCAGACCUCGUCCACACAUGUACAGAUAUUUCUAAAAAGGUAGUGUUAAAACAGACAUGCGUGCGCGCACACACACACACACACACACACAGUGCUUUUGAGGAAAUAUCUGUCCACAGGAAACUGAUCUGUAAACAGUCAUGUGAUCCCACCAACGCAGUGACGGAACGCCGCUGUUAAAAUGUUUUAGUACCGUUGAAGGUUCUCCUGGAAGACAGCAUGUCCUACGGGUCUGAUCCUAAACCUGGGGUCUCAGGAGCGGUGUUUUAGGUGUUUUCAGACCAGCAGAACUUUCUCAUAGUUCUUAGAACUGUUGGAGGAAGUUCCCCUUUUUUCUGUGUCGCACUGCAGGA